CGGCUGUCACGUGACCCGCGUCGGCGGGUGCCGGAAGCGCGAGAGGAGUUCCGGGGAGCGGCGCGCCGGGAGUUCGGAGAGUGAGAGAGAGUCGGGACCCUUGCCUUGCCUACGCUCUAAUGGCCCACAUCACCAUAAACCAGUAUUUGCAGCAAGUACAAGAAGCCAUUGACAGCAGAGAUGGACAAUUUUGUGCAGAAUUAGUAUCAUUUAAACAUCCACAUGUAGCAAAUCCAAGACUACAGCUUCCAUCUCCAGAGGAAAAGUGUCAACAAGUUUUGGAGCCACCAUAUGAUGAAAUGUUUGCAGCCCACUUAAGGUGUACUUAUGCUGUUGGAAACCAUGACUUUAUAGAAGCCUACAAAUGCCAGACAGUUAUUGUCCAAUCUUUCCUGCGGGCAUUUCAGGCACAUAAAGAAGAAAAUUGGGCCUUACCUAUUAUGUAUGCUGUAGCCCUUGAUCUUCGAAUUUUUGCUAAUAAUGCAGAUCAACAGCUUGUGAAGAAAGGGAAAAGCAAGGUUGGCGACAUGUUGGAAAAAGCAGCAGAACUACUGAUGAGCUGUUUUCGAGUCUGUGCCAGUGACACUCGAGCAGGCAUUGAAGACUCCAAAAAGUGGGGCAUGUUGUUUCUUGUGAAUCAGCUGUUUAAAAUUUAUUUUAAGAUCAACAAACUCCAUCUGUGUAAGCCCUUAAUUAGAGCAAUUGACAGCUCAAAUCUGAAGGACGAAUAUAGUAUGGCACAGCGAGUUACAUACAAAUAUUAUGUUGGACGCAAAGCCAUGUUUGACAGUGACUUUAAGCAAGCUGAAGAGUACCUGUCAUUUGCCUUUGAGCACUGUCACCGAUCAAGCCAGAAGAAUAAAAGAAUGAUUUUGAUCUACCUGCUGCCAGUAAAAAUGUUGUUGGGCCAUAUGCCAACAGUUCAGCUCUUAAAAAAGUAUGACCUUAUGCAGUUUGCUGAAGUAACAAAGUCUGUGAGUGAAGGCAAUCUUCUCCUACUAAAUGAUGCUUUGACAAAGCAUGAGACCUUCUUCAUUCGAUGUGGAAUCUUUCUUAUCCUUGAGAAGCUGAAAAUCAUCACAUACAGAAAUCUCUUUAAGAAAGUAUAUUUACUACUCAAAACCCAUCAGCUAUCUCUAGAUGCCUUUCUGAUUGCCCUGAAGUUCAUGCAAGUAGAGGAUGUUGAUAUUGAUGAAGUCCAGUGCAUUUUAGCUAACCUUAUAUAUAUGGGUCACAUUAAGGGCUACAUAUCCCACCAGCAUCAGAAGCUUGUGGUCAGUAAGCAGAACCCAUUUCCUCCACUGUCAACAGUGUGUUGAGUAUUGCAUCUUAUCCAUGCAAGUACUUGCUGGGUACUCAAGCUUGCCCAGUGGAACUGCUCCUAAUCACACCAAGGACACUGUAAAUUGCCUGGGUCGUGUCCAGGACUGGAAUACCAGGAACUGUUUGUGGCUCCUUUCCCAGAGUGACCAAGGCUGCCAGUGUUACAAAGUGCGUUGGAAUGAAAUGCUGACUUUUAAAUCGUAAUUUCCACAGGCUUUCUAGAUAAUUCAAAGUAUUUCGUCAAGAAAUAAAGCAAAGCAUUCCGAAUUCCUCACAAAUUACUUAAAAGCUUUUAUAAAGUACUUUGUGUUACUAUUUUUGCAUUUAUCUUUCAGGGAGAAGUGUCAGCCUUUGUUACUUGUGUUAAGCCAUUCUUUGGAAUGGAAAUAAUGUUUUCAUACAUGGUUUCCCUUUUUUUUUUAAGUAUCUUGGAUAAUCUUGCUGGUAUUAAAUAUUCUCUUCAAGCU
Empidonax traillii (willow flycatcher) is the source of this 1790-nucleotide messenger RNA. RefSeq names its product PCI domain containing 2 (gene PCID2). Gene Ontology annotation, biological process: transcription elongation by RNA polymerase II; poly(A)+ mRNA export from nucleus; post-transcriptional tethering of RNA polymerase II gene DNA at nuclear periphery. Gene Ontology annotation, cellular component: transcription export complex 2. Lineage: Eukaryota; Metazoa; Chordata; Aves; Passeriformes; Tyrannidae. Gene Ontology annotation, molecular function: double-stranded DNA binding; RNA binding. The record is from RefSeq and is a predicted model, not a curated record. The coding region runs from base 120 to 1319 and encodes 399 amino acids. The transcript is spliced from 14 exons.